Molecule: messenger RNA, 4107 nt
Organism: Erythranthe guttata (spotted monkey flower)
Lineage: Eukaryota; Viridiplantae; Streptophyta; Magnoliopsida; Lamiales; Phrymaceae
Product: phosphatidylinositol deacylase
Molecular function (GO): hydrolase activity, acting on ester bonds
Source: RefSeq, a predicted model, not a curated record
GGGGGGGGGGCCUGGAAUUUUCGUCCCCUUUCUUUUUUAGCAAAUGAGUGGAUCUGAAGAAGGAGAGGGAGAAGGGAGAUGAUUAGGUUUUAAGAAAUUAUGAAAAUUGCAAUUUGGUCCUAUAUAAUUUGGAGAGAGGGUUUUUCUGAAAUUGUUAGGGACUGAAUCGAAAAUUCUAAAAACUUCAUUUUAGGCAUGUGAAAAAUCCUGGAUAAAUUUGUAAUUUUCGAAAAUGUUGAGUUAGGGUAUUUGGGUCUUUUUAGGUCAAAAAUCAGACUCCCAGUCGCACAAACCGCGAGUGCAUCGCACAUUGAGCUUGUAGGAUCCUUUUUGGCUUUGACUAAUUUUCACAGGGGGUUAUGUGCUAAUUUUUUUAACACGGAUGCUUUUUCGGCAAUUCAAGAUUAUACAGGGGUGGUUUUUGCAAAAAACCCUAAUAAUAAUUCUUUCCAUUAAUCGAAAUUCCCUGCCAUCGGAUUAACUUUAGCUCCGCGAAUUCACACCCGCUCUGCUGUUCUCUCUACAGUUUCUCUCAACUGGAUCUCAUUCUCUGAGGAUGACAGAUUCCGUUUGCAGCUGGUGAUUGGAAAAUGAUGUCGAGGAUGGUACUUAGAGGUGGCGUGGACAUGGAAAGUUUCAAGACGAAAUCUAGAGUAGCAAUUGUGGUUGCCGUUUCUAUGUGGAUGGGCCUUGCAGGUCUUUAUGGUUUACUGAAACCAAUAUCUAAUGGUUGUGCCAUGACGUAUAUGUAUCCCACGUAUAUUCCCAUUUCAACGCCGGAAAAUGUGUCCUCUGUGAAAUAUGGGUUGUAUUUGUACCAUGAAGGCUGGAGAAAGAUCGACUUUGAUGAUCAUCUUAAAAAGCUUAAUGGUAUUCCUGUUCUUUUUAUCCCUGGAAAUGGUGGAAGCUACAAACAGGUUAGAUCCCUGGGUGCAGAAUCUGAUAGGGCUUAUCAAGGAGGUCCACUUGACUGGAACUUUUACCAAGCUUCCCCGAAUUUGGGAGGUCGAGUGGAUAUCGAUUUAAACGACAUUUCAUUACCUAGUCGAUAUGCUUCCAUGCUGGAUUGGUUUGCAGUGGAUCUUGAAGGUGAACAUUCUGCAAUGGAUGGUCAGAUACUCCAAGAACACUCUGAAUAUGUAGUAUAUGCCAUUCACAGGAUUCUGGAUCAGUAUAAAGAAUCUCGUGAUGCUAGAGCAAAAGAAGGCGCAUCUGUGUCUGGCAGUUUACCUAAAAGUGUGAUAUUGGUUGGUCACUCUAUGGGUGGUUUUGUUGCUAGGGCUGCAGUAGUGCACCCUCAUUUAAGAAAGUUUGCUGUUGAAACUAUUCUGACCCUUUCCACCCCACACCAGUAUCCUCCGGUGGCGUUGCAGCCAUCUUUGGGCCACUAUUAUACACACGUGAAUCAAGCGUGGAGGAAAGGAUAUGAGGUUGAAACCUCUCAAGCUGGACUCUACAUAUCUGAUCCUCCACUUUCUCAUGUCGUCAUUGUCUCCAUUUCUGGUGGUUAUAACGAUUACCAGGUGCGCUCAAAGUUAGAGUCCCUUGAUGGUAUUGUUCCUCCUACACAUGGCUUUAUGAUGAGCAGUACUGGUAUGAAGAACGUGUGGUUGUCAAUGGAGCACCAGGUCAUCUUAUGGUGUAAUCAGCUAGUUGUGCAAGUCUCGCACACUCUCCUCAGUCUGAUAGAAACAAAGACAAGUCAACCUUUUAGUGAUGCACAUCAAAGACUUGGAAUAUUUACAAAAAUGCUUCAUAGUGGAAUCCCGCAGAACUUCUUUGCACCAAGGCCAUUACAAGAACCAAAAAAGUCCGACCCUUUUCCUAUUCAAACGGGAAAAGUGAUUCAUGCACCGCAUGUUCCUGCCAUUUCUGGUUGCCCAAGUAAUAGCCAGUGGAGUGAAGAUGGACUUGAAAGAGACCUUUACAUUCAAACUAGUACUGUCACUGUUUUAGCCAUGGAUGGGAGAAGGCGAUGGUUGGACAUUCAAAAACUGGGUCCAGGUGGAAAAAAACACUUUGUUUUUGUCACAAAUCUUUCACCUUGUUCUGGUGUGCGGCUUCAUCUUUGGCGAGAGAGGGGAACUUCAGCUUCAGCAACAAAUAAAGGGGUUGUAGAAGUCACCACAAAAAUGGUGCACAUUCCAUCUGGACCAGCUCCAAGGCAGAUUGAGCCAGGUAGUCAAACUGAGCAAGCUCCUCCAUCCGCUGUAUUUUGGUUGGGUCCUGAGGAUAUGCAUGGCUUCAGGUUCAUAACAAUCUCUGUGGCACCUCAACCGACUGUUUCAGGGAGGCCUCCACCAGCGGCUUCUAUGGGAGUUGGACAAUUUUUCAAUCCAAAGGAUGGAGAGCAAGUAUUCUCUCCUUACAAGUUGAUUCAUUCAUUAUUCACGGAUAAGGAUGACAAUUUGAAGGAAGAUCAUCCGCUUACUCUCAAUCUUACAUUCUCCGUUAGCUUAGGCCUUCUUCCUGUUUCUUUAUCUCUCAUAACAACUGGCUGUGGAAUUAAGAAGUCUGAAUUUCCUAUUGAAGAUACAGAAGAUGUGGAAACUAGUAGACUUUGUAGGCGUCGGUGUUUCCCACCUGUGGCACUUGCUUGGGAUGCGACAUCUGGUCUCCAUGUAUUUCCAAAUUUGUAUUCCGAAACAAUUGUCGUGGAUUCCUCUCCAGCACUUUGGACUUCAACUCAUGCAUCUGACAAGACAACUGUUUUACUAUUGGUGGACCCACAUUGCUCUUACAGAACUACUGCUGGUGUUCCACUCACUGCGGCUGCUGGCAGAUUCUUGCUCUUAUACUUCUCCCAGAUCAGCGGUCUCUGCGUCGCUGUUGCAUUUUUCGCUCUGAUGCGGCAGGCAUAUGCAUGGGAACUUGAUCGGCCCAUACAGUCAGUGUUAUCUGCAGUUGAAUCAAACUUGAGAAUGCCAAGUCCCUUUUUCUUCCUUGCCACAUUUCCGAUUUUGUUUGCCGUGCUCUUUUGUUUCCUGAGCUCUAAAUCACUUCCCCCGAUUAUAAGUUUCUCUAUUGUCUCGAUACUUUGCUACGUUUUUGCAAAUGGGGUGAUAAUCGUGCUGAUAUUACUUUCGCAAUUGCUUUUCUACAUGGCUGGCACUUCCCAUGUAUUUAUCAAAAAACGGUUGCAAGUAUGUGAAGGGAGUUUCUGUUUUUCUUUUUUCCAAUGGUUCAUCAAUAUGUCCUCCAGCUUUGCAUCUAUUAAGGUCAUAAGGAUUUUAAGGGUGAAUCAUUUGAUUAUAACAUCGUUGGUUGCCAUUGCCUUGGUAUGUCUUGUGCAUCCAGCUCUGGGGCUCUUUGUAUUGCUUCUAUCACACGCUUUACACUGUCACAGUGCUUUGUGCAGUUUUUUUAUGGCUUCAUUUCGCAGCCAUGUCCAGACCAGUGAGUUUUAUGAAUCUGGAAAUAAUGGUGACAGUGAUACUAGCAAUCUGUCACCUAUAAAAGAGACCUGUACUGGUAGCCCUGAAUCAACAAGAAGCUAUGGUGAGACACAAUUAGAGAUCUUCCACCACCAUCAUGGUUUGCUUGUCUUACACUUGCUUGCAGCAUUGAUGUUUGUCCCUUCACUCGUGGCCUGGCUUCAGCGGAUUGGUAUUGGUCAAAGCUUUCCGUGGUUUUGGGAUUCUGCACUCUGCAUUGGUGUCAUUCUGCACGGUUUAUGUGAUUCAAAGCCCGAGUUCAAUUUCUACCUAUUUCCAAUCCCGGGCAUUCCAUGGUUGGAAAUCAGACUAAGCUUUGCUUAUCUCCUUGCUGGAUAUUAUUCCUCUAUUUCUGCACUGGCAUUAGCACCGUAUAGGGUAUUUUACGCAAUGGCUGUUAUUGGAAUAGUGUCCUUCACAUUUAGGAUCAUCCAGACAAGGUACAGAAAUAAUGGUGAGACGUAUUACAGGAGCAGAAAGCAUUCCCACAGACAUUGAUAUUGACAUUUAUAACUCUUUCUUUUGUAAAAAUCUGUUGUAUUUCUUGUUCACAAUGAAAUUUUGAUAGGAGUACCUGGUGAAUUGUCAAAUAUAAAUCCCCUGAAUUCAAUGUUUGAUAAGACAUUAUUAUUCCUAAUAGUUGAAAGCCAACCCUCCUACAUUGUGUUCCAAA